This is a messenger RNA of Talaromyces amestolkiae, 1596 nucleotides long. RefSeq lists its product as uncharacterized. Lineage: Eukaryota; Fungi; Ascomycota; Eurotiomycetes; Eurotiales; Trichocomaceae. The record is from RefSeq and is a predicted model, not a curated record. Gene Ontology annotation, biological process: transmembrane transport. The transcript is spliced from 2 exons. Gene Ontology annotation, molecular function: transmembrane transporter activity. Gene Ontology annotation, cellular component: membrane. Bases 1 to 1596 code for a protein of 531 amino acids.
AUGACGGAUCACAAGAAUCAAGAACCAGGCACUUCCCACGUGGAAAGUUACAAUGCCCAAGAUGUGGUUGACAAUGAUCUCAUGAAACCUACCAUCACACAUCCGCCACGAAUAAUUAUCACAGAAGCCGAGUCCAAGCUUAUCUGCCGCAAGACCGAUAGGACUAUCCUCGUUGUUCUUAUCUGGGUGUAUUUCCUUCAAAUCCUCGAUAAGACCGUCUUGGGCUAUGGCGCAACAUUCGGUCUCAAGACAGAUACCCACCUCACAGGAAACCAAUACUCGCUCGUUGGUUCAGUGUCAUCAAUUGCACAACUAGCAUGGCAGCCGUUUUCAUCGUAUCUUAUUGUUCGUGUCCCACAUCGAAUUCUCAUGCCAAUUCUCGUUCUCGGAUGGGGUAUCGCGCAGACAUGUAUGGCAGCAUGCACUAGCUUUAGCGGCUUGAUGGCCACCCGCUUCUUUCUCGGACUUUUCGAAGCCGGUUGCCUUCCACUAUUUAGUAUGAUUACUGCUCAGUGGUAUAGGAGAGCAGAACAGCCGGUUAGAGUGGCCGCAUGGUAUGGUACGAAUGGAAUGGGAAAUAUUGUGGCCGCUGGACUGAGUGUUGGUCUGUCCCAUAUUCACUCCGAUGUUUUGAAGUCAUGGCAGAUCAUCUUUUUGUUUGUUGGCCUUUUGACAAUCGCCUCGGUGCCAAUUAUUUAUCUUCUCCUUGACAAUGACAUCCCGUCAGCCCGAUUUCUCAACGAAGAGGAAAAAGUCAUAGCCAUCGAGCGCCUACGUGCCAAUCAAACUGGAGCCGGUACUCGCGAAUUUAAAUGGGACCACGUAUUCGAAGCCAUCAUCGAGCCCAAAACCUGGCUAUUCGUAGCCAUGAGUAUGAUGCUCAAUGUCGGUGCCAGUGUGACCAACGUGUUUGGACCUACCAUCCUCGCUGGAUUUGGCUUCAAUGCCGAGAAGAGCAGUUUAAUGAGCAUGCCGUUUGGCGCUUUACAAAUCAUUGUCAUUCUGCUCAGCUGCUGGCUGGCGCAGAAAGCACACCUUAAAGGUGCGGUCUUAGUAGGCCUGAUGCUGCCUGUAGUUGCGGGAUUAGCUAUACUUUACGUGGUCCCUCACCAGGGAAAUCAAGGGCCAUUGUUAGCGGGUUACUACCUUUUAGCGUUUUUGUACGGAGGUAACCCGCUUGUCAUUUCCUGGAUUGUUGGAAACACCGGUGGAACAACCAAGCGAUCCUUCAUAUCGAGCGCCUAUAAUGCCGCCAGCAGCGCUGGAAAUAUCGUCGGGCCACUGCUGUUCAACUCCAAAGAUGCUCCAGCCUACCACCCUGGUGUUCGAGACUGCCUUGCUAUAUUUUCUUCGUUGGUGGGAAUAAUCAUCAUACAAUGGGGAAAUUUGCUCUUCCUCAAUAAGCUGCAAGAGCGAAAACGUGUGCAGAAUGGAAAGCCGGCCAAAUUGGUGGAUCAUUCUAUGCAGCAGCAUUAUCAUGAUAUUGAGGAGAAUAAUGAGUCGACCGAGGGCCAAGAAGCUCGUGAGGAGAUUGGUGACAAUGCGUUCUUGGACUUGACGGAUCGCAAGAACGAUGAGUUUGUCUAUAUUUAUUAG